Brassica oleracea var. oleracea is the source of this 1866-nucleotide messenger RNA. Its product is annotated as phospholipase A1-Igamma1, chloroplastic-like. The transcript has a single exon. NCBI's taxonomy places the organism in Eukaryota, Viridiplantae, Streptophyta, Magnoliopsida, Brassicales, Brassicaceae. Bases 154 to 1743 code for a protein of 529 amino acids. Gene Ontology annotation, molecular function: glycerophospholipase activity. The record is from RefSeq and is a predicted model, not a curated record. Gene Ontology annotation, biological process: lipid metabolic process.
UCAAUUCCAAAACAUAUCAAUCUCCUUCUUGCUACAACACACAUCACUUGAAUAACAUUUAGAGAUCAAUUCCAAAACAUAUCAAUCUCCUUCGUCUAUAUAACACUUCUACAUCACUUGAAUAAUUCUUCGACAGAUAAGAUAAGUCAAAGUAUGGAGAAGUCAACGAUCAAAACUCCAUUGAGAAAGCUAAGAAGAAGACGAACAAAACGAUCCUGGAAACUGAAGCAAAAGCUCAAGCUGGCAUGGAAGUCUAUCAAGAUCAGGGUCAGGUCACAUCUUCCGAAUUUCUUGUCAACCAAGAAACGCCUCACACACAUGAAAUCAAGAAAUCAAGAACAAGAAUUAGCCCAAACGGCCAGGAGGAUCUGCAAAAUCUCCAACGACGCCACCAACUCUCUGGCUUAUCUGCUUCAGCUUCCAAAGUAUUCAGCCUCUGAUUUUCUAGACCGCGGGGAUAUGAUGACUCCAGCUGCGUCUCCAAGGGAAAACAUAUCCAAAGCGUGGCGUGAGCUUCACGGUUCCAAGAACUGGGAGAAUCUUCUUGAUCCUCUGCAUCCAUGGCUGAGGAGAGAGAUAACCAAAUAUGGAGAGUUCGUUGAAUCAGUCUAUGAUUCACUCGAUUUCGAUCCUUUAUCUGAGUUUUGCGGAAGCUGUAGAUACAACAGGAACAAACUCUUCGAAGAGCUUGGUUUAACAAGACAUGGCUACAAGGUAACCAAAUACAUCUACGCCAUGUCUCAUGUCGAUGUUCCCCAGUGGUUCUUAAGAUCAUCUUUGGGAGAGACAUGGAGCAAAGACUCGAACUGGAUGGGUUUUGUCGCUGUGAGUGGAGACAGAGAGUCGUUAAGGAUCGGUCGGAGAGACAUUGUUGUGGCGUGGCGUGGAACCGUGACUCCUACUGAAUGGUUCAUGGAUCUUAGAACUAGUAAAGAGCCGUUCGAUUGUAAAAGUGAACAUGGCAAGAAUGUGGUCAAGGUGCAAAGCGGGUUCUUCAGUAUCUACAACUCCAAAAGCGAGCUCACAAGGUACAACAAAGAAAGUGCAUCUGAGCAGACAAUGGAGGAAGUGAAGCGGUUAGUGAAGUUUUUCACGGAUAGAGGCGAAGAGGUGAGCUUAACCGUGACCGGUCAUAGUCUUGGAGGCGCGUUGGCUCUUAUGAACGCUUACGAGGCAGCCAGAGAUGUUCCGGAGUUAUCUGGUAAUGUUUCUGUGAUCUCGUUUGGUGCGCCGAGAGUAGGUAACUUGGCUUUCAAGGAAAGGAUGAACAGUUUAGGUGUUAAGGUUUUGCGUGUUGUGAAUAAGCAAGACAUUGUCCCUAAACUUCCAGGUAUCGUGUUCAACAAGGUUCUAAACAAACUCAACCCCAUAACUUCGAGGCUCAGCUGGGUCUACAGGCACGUUGGAACGCAGCUUAAGCUAGAUGUAUUCAGUUCCCCUUAUAUAAAACAAGAUUCUGAUCUGGCGGGGUGUCACAAUCUAGAGGUGUAUCUCCAUGUUUUGGAUGGCUUCCACCGCAAGAAAUCAGGGUUUAGGGUUAACGCCAGGAGAGACGUUGCCUCUGUGAACAAGAGCACAGAUAUGUUAUUGGAUCAUCUGAGAAUACCUGAGUGUUGGUACCAAGUGGCACAUAAGGGUCUGAUCCUUAACAAACAGACCGGUAGGUGGGUGAAGCCGGUCCGUGCGCCAGAAGACAUCCCCUCUCCAUUAUCGACCGGACCAAGACCAAUUUAUAGCUUAUGAAAAAUAAUAUAUUUCAAUUCCAUUUGUUCGUUUUUUGAAUGUUUUGUUUUUGUGAGUUUUGGUUACAACAUUUAAAGUGAAUGUACAGAGAUCAAGUUGUGGAAGUAUAUUAGAGUUUGACCA